This is a messenger RNA of Exserohilum turcica Et28A, 2609 nucleotides long. RefSeq lists its product as uncharacterized. Lineage: Eukaryota; Fungi; Ascomycota; Dothideomycetes; Pleosporales; Pleosporaceae. Bases 1 to 2541 code for a protein of 846 amino acids. Gene Ontology annotation, cellular component: cytoplasmic vesicle. Gene Ontology annotation, biological process: endocytosis. The record is from RefSeq and is a predicted model, not a curated record. The transcript is spliced from 3 exons.
AUGAGCGCCAUUGACGCUCUCUACAUGUUUGACGAGCACAACACGCCUCUCCUGGAGCACGUCUACGUCAACCGCCCCCCGCCCUCGAGCAUCCUCCUCCCGCUCUAUCUCGCCCACGCCGACCCCCGCCCGCCGCUCCUCUACCUGCCCAACACAAACCCGCCGACGCUGCUGUACUCCAUCAUACAAGACCAGCUGCUGUUCCUCUGCCCUUCGUCUGCCGACACGGAUCCUCUGGCCAUCCUCUCCUUCCUGCACCGCCUCACCGACGUCCUCGAAGACUACCUGGGCUCCCCCCUGCUGGCCAGCAAGAUCGAGGCAAACUACGAUGUCGUCGCGCAGCUGCUCAGCGAGAUGGUCGAUGGCGGCAUCAUCGCAAACACGGAGCCAAAUGCCCUGAGAGAUGUCGUCGACGCGCCCAACCUGCUCAAGAGUCUCCUGGGAGGCGUCGGACUGCCGUCUACAACCCCGAGCUCACUGACGCCUUCGUCUACGAGCGCAUUUGGCCUGGGUGCCGGAAGGGCGAGCCCGAGGUUAGGCCCAUCGCCCGCUUCGACCCAGGCGGCGUCGCCCGUCCCGUGGAGAAGAGCAAAUGUCAGGCAUACGAGCAACGAAAUGUACGUGGAUAUCGUCGAGACGCUCCAAGUUACCCUGUCGCCGUCGGGUCGACCCCUGGCUGCCAUGGCGAACGGCACCAUCGCAUUCACUGCAAAGGUUUCUGGCGUCCCCGACCUCUUGCUGCAAUUGGGAUGCGCCGGUGGAAUCCAAAACACAGUCUCUCUCCCCGUCUUCCACCCCUGCGUGAGGCUCAAUCAGUGGAAGGCUCGGCCUGGAGAACUCUCGUUUGUACCUCCAGACGGCCGCUUCGUGCUAGCAGGCUACGAGGUCGACCUUCUGGGCCCCUCUGCCCUCGAGUCUUUCUCGACAGAAAAGUCGGCCAGGAAUACAGCACCCAGACUCAACAUCCCCGCCACCGUCUCGGUCCACCCGUCCCUCGGCCCAACUGGUUCAGACUUUGAGCUGCUGUUCCUCUGCCCUUCGUCUGCCGACACGGAUCCUCUGGCCAUCCUCUCCUUCCUGCACCGCCUCACCGACGUCCUCGAAGACUACCUGGGCUCCCCCCUGCUGGCCAGCAAGAUCGAGGCAAACUACGAUGUCGUCGCGCAGCUGCUCAGCGAGAUGGUCGAUGGCGGCAUCAUCGCAAACACGGAGCCAAAUGCCCUGAGAGAUGUCGUCGACGCGCCCAACCUGCUCAAGAGUCUCCUGGGAGGCGUCGGACUGCCGUCUACAACCCCGAGCUCACUGACGCCUUCGUCUACGAGCGCAUUUGGCCUGGGUGCCGGAAGGGCGAGCCCGAGGUUAGGCCCAUCGCCCGCUUCGACCCAGGCGGCGUCGCCCGUCCCGUGGAGAAGAGCAAAUGUCAGGCAUACGAGCAACGAAAUGUACGUGGAUAUCGUCGAGACGCUCCAAGUUACCCUGUCGCCGUCGGGUCGACCCCUGGCUGCCAUGGCGAACGGCACCAUCGCAUUCACUGCAAAGGUUUCUGGCGUCCCCGACCUCUUGCUGCAAUUGGGAUGCGCCGGUGGAAUCCAAAACACAGUCUCUCUCCCCGUCUUCCACCCCUGCGUGAGGCUCAAUCAGUGGAAGGCUCGGCCUGGAGAACUCUCGUUUGUACCUCCAGACGGCCGCUUCGUGCUAGCAGGCUACGAGGUCGACCUUCUGGGCCCCUCUGCCCUCGAGUCUUUCUCGACAGAAAAGUCGGCCAGGAAUACAGCACCCAGACUCAACAUCCCCGCCACCGUCUCGGUCCACCCGUCCCUCGGCCCAACUGGUUCAGACUUUGAGGUCAAACUCCUGCUCAACCCCCGUUUCACAGGCAAAUCCUCGGCCUUUUCGCAGUCGAGCGCCGCAAAAGCCAGUCUGGCGCGAGCUGCCGCUUCGACGGGCACGACAGCCGCGCCCGCCAUUGAAGAAAUGCUCAUCCACAUUCCGCUGCCCGCGACGGUCAAAAACGUCGUCGACAUACGCGUCGCACGCGGCCUGGGCGACGCAGGCUACGCGCCCGGCGACCGAGCCAUCGAAUGGCGCAUCAGCAGCCGCGAAGUCACGACGCUCAUGGCCCAGGAUCGCGGCGGCGGCAUCGGCGUAACCGCCACGCUGCGCGGCACCGUCGUGGGCCAGGACGACGCCUCUGCUGACGACGCCCUCGACGGAGGCGGGCCCGUCUCCUUCUCCACGUCUACCUACGACUACGAUGACAGCGACACGCUAGCCCAGCCCUCGCUUCCAGCCCCUUCCUCAUCGUCGACACGCGCCCCCCAGCCGGACUCGGAUGCAAAAAUCAAGCUCGCGAAUAAGGUGCUCAUGCCUAGUUGUGCUACCGUCAGCUUCUCCGUCAAGGGCUGGCUGCCCAGCGGUAUCAAGGUUGAGAGCUUAAAUGUCGAUCAGAGGAGGAGCAAGGGUCUGGGAAGCGGUGUUACGCCUUACAAGGGUGUCAAGUAUCUUUGUGUGAGCCGCCAGGGCGUCGAGUGUAGAUGCUAGUGGUGUAUGUACUUUAGCUGCACUGCCAUCAUUGUGUAUGUGUGUGUGUGUGUAUGUUAUAGACUCUU